UCGUUAUAGUAACAGGUGGGCAUCAUUUAGAAAAUUAUAUACCGGGUACCCCCAUAGCUAGCUAGCCUGAAUGGCUCUUGAGUGUGAGGUCGUAUCUGAGGGAAGGCUGCUGCAUUGCUCUCCUCAUGGAGCCACCAAUAGACACACUCACCUACAGCUAUCUCUGAGGCCAUUACCCUAUCCUCAAGUGUUCCCUAUCCAACCAUCUCCUGUGGUCAUGAGCAAACCAUUGGAUCGACUCACUCUGGCUAGCAGACUAGCCAGGAGAUAUGUGGCUGACCUACAAGUACACAAGAGGCACAAUGCUACCUCUGAAUGCACUAGUGUCCGGCCAGCCACACCAACGACAAUAGCUACUCCACCAACUCCACUAUGUGUGGACACUGUUAGUCCUCUAAUGAGAGGAGGGCGAUCAUCAGAGGAGAGACUGUCGAGAACUCAACAAGAGGCACACAACUUACACACACUCACAGAACUACAGAAACAAGUGAAGUGUUUGCAGAAUGAAUUACAUGUGUGCACAGGUGCCCACAAGGCCUCCCCCCACUCACUGUGCACAGGUGCCCACAAGGCCUCCCCCCACUCACUGUGCACAGUUGCCCACAAAGCCUCCCCCCACUCACUGUGCACAGUUGCCCACAAAGCCUCCCCCCACUCACAGAGGAGAGAGCUACCUCCUGAACUAGCACUACUCCUGUCCAGGCAGCAUCACCAGUUGAAGAAUGUGGAUAGACACUGUGUUCAGAAACCUGUGCGGAAUAAAAACUCUAGCAAGAAGCGGAGUAGGAAGAAAGUCAAAGUACCUAAUCGUCCAUUGCACAGAAGUACACCUGCUCCUAUUCAUUGUCAAACUUUAUCUAAAAGUGCUCCAAAUACCAGACUGAAACGCCCGCCCACACCAUCACAUGUUGUCAACCACUCCCCUACACCCUCACAGACUGUCAAACGCCCGCCCACACCAUCACAUGUUGUCAACCACUCUCCCACACCACCACAGACUGUCAAACGCCUGCCCACACAAUCACAGGCUCCCCCCACACCCUCACAUGCUGUCAACCAUUUGCCCAUACAUCCACAGGCUCCCCCCACACCCUCACAGGCUGUCAACCAUCUGCCCACACCAUCACAGGCUCCCCUCACACCCUCACAGGCUGUCAACCAUCUGCCCACACCAUCACAGGCUCCCCUCACACCCUCACAGGCUGUCAACCAUCUGCCCACACCAUUACAGGCUCCCCCCACACCCUCACAGGCUGUCAACCAUCUUCCCACACCAUCACAGGCUCCCCCCACACCACCACCAUGUGUUGAUGGUCUCUUGGAGCGUUUGUGUGAGCUAGAGGCUGAGACAGAGGUCAUCAGAGACAAAUGGAGGUCUGUGACCUUUGAUGACCACCUACCCACACUGACUCUACCAGCUCCUCCUCAUACAGUUACUGCAGCCCCAUGUAUACUGAAUCCUGCCAGUCUUUUGGCUGGUGUACAACGCUACUCUCACUAUCUAGAGCUGACUGGAACAUCCACUAAAGGAGGCUUUGAUCCUUGGGCUAUGGCUGAGAGGAUAUCUGAUGAAGUGCUGAUGGACUUGGUGGAGUGUGUAGCUGCUCAAGUUGAGACUGUUUGUAGCUCUUGCAUUGACAGACUCUACAGUGUUGAGUUUAGACCGCCCACACAAUGAGCAUAUUCAUUACUAUAAUGUUUUCAUGCUUGUUUACUACUUUGUCCAAUUUAUGAUCUCACAAAAGAUCUCACAAAAGUUUAAUUAUAGUGCAUGCCAUAAAAAGAUAAAUAAAGGAUGUGUGUAAAGAGUCUGUAUCUAUAGAGAAGCCCAUAGUUAUGUUUGUGUCUAUUAUUCUAUUCUACUGUUGUCUCUGGCUCCACCUCCUUGUCCCCCUCCUCCUCAUAUUCUCCUUCACCUUGUUCCUCCUCAUACUCAGCUUCCUCAUCUGCAUACUCCUCAUAGUAGACUGGCUCAGGAGAAGUGUACCAGGACCACAUGAUCAUGUAGCAUGU
Molecule: messenger RNA, 2013 nt
Organism: Halichondria panicea
Lineage: Eukaryota; Metazoa; Porifera; Demospongiae; Suberitida; Halichondriidae
Product: mucin-2-like
Exons: 6
Coding region: 71-1678 (535 amino acids)
Biological process (GO): centriole replication
Source: RefSeq, a predicted model, not a curated record